Molecule: messenger RNA, 1635 nt
Organism: Puntigrus tetrazona (Sumatra barb)
Lineage: Eukaryota; Metazoa; Chordata; Actinopteri; Cypriniformes; Cyprinidae
Product: cadherin-1-like
Exons: 6
Coding region: 92-922 (276 amino acids)
Biological process (GO): calcium-dependent cell-cell adhesion; homophilic cell-cell adhesion; multicellular organism development
Cellular component (GO): adherens junction; catenin complex; cytoplasm
Molecular function (GO): cadherin binding; calcium ion binding
Source: RefSeq, a predicted model, not a curated record
UUUGCACAGUGCAUUCAAUUUAAGUGUACAGCCCUAACCUAACCAAUAAGGAAGUACUACCUUUUGCAAUAUUUUGGUUUGAAUCAAGAAAAUGAAGACAGUGGGAUUGGGAGUAUUUUUAAUUUUUUUUCUCCUUUGUAAGUCUUCUUCGUGUGUAAAGAGAGUAAAGAGAGGUUGGGUUAUUCCUCCAGUCAGUGUACCUGAGAACAGCAAAGGUCCUCACCCGAUGUUCCUGGUCAAGAUGAAGUCAGACUAUGCCAUGGAAACUCAAAUGAUAUACAGCAUCACGGGCGAAGGGGCAGAUCUGGAGCCGAAGGGGAUUUUCACUGUUGAGAGAUUAUCAGGGAAUUUGUUUGUAACUCAGCCACUCGACAGAGAAAAAAAAGCUGAAUACAAAAUUAUAGCUCAUGCUGUAUCGUCGGAUGUGAUCAAUGCAGAAGUCAGGUCAAUGCAAAUUGUUAUCAAGGUUAUUGACCAAAAUGAUAAUAUGCCUCUGUUUACUCAAAGUUCUUUUAAAGGAUAUGUUUCUGAAUUUGCAGAACAGGGUUAUGUGUUCAUGACAGUCACAGCCACUGAUAAAGAUGACCCAGACACGGAUAAUGGUAUAAUCAGAUAUUCAAUUGUCAGCCAAAAGCCGGAACUUCCAAAACCAAACAUGUUUGACAUCAACUCUUCAACUGGAACCAUUCGUGUGCUACAGACAGGCCUGGACAGAGAGAAAUGGUCUACGUAUACUUUGGAAAUUGUGGCUGCCGACAUGGAAGGAAAAGGUUUGGCAGCCACUAGUACAGCUGUUAUUACUGUUACUGAUGGCAGUGAUAAUUCACCUCGGUCUGGACAAACUGAGAAGGAAGGGGACGCCGAUGGAGGUCAACCUGUCUGGGCUUCGGGGACGCCAAGCAAAACAUUCUGUCUGUUAUGAAUCAUUUAACAACCGUUUUUCUCACUUCCACUGUGAAGAUGGAAAAAUCCAAAAAGAUGUUCAUUUUAUAAUUGUGUUUCUGGACCUUGUUCUCUGGACUUGAGAUUUAUACACUUGAAAGAUGAAUAAAUAACCAAAUUGUGUUAGGGGCGUAUGCAUUUGCCCAAGAUACAACUGUUAAUAAACAAAUUGAUAAAAAAAAAAACCCUUUAAAACAGUACAAUGAAGUUCUUAGAAAUUACUCAUGAAAAAAAGUAUGUAUAUAUUUACAAUACGAAAUAUCUUAGCAAGACGUUAUCUCUAGUAAACAUACUAAUGAUUUUUUGGCAAAAAACUAAAAUCUAUAUUUUGACCCAUACGAUGUAUUUGUAACUCCACUCCCUCUGCGCUCACUUCCUGUUUGCCCAGCAUAAAGCCAGAGCACGUGUUACACUCAUUGUGGGUUUCACUGCCUUACCGAGCGAUUCCCCCCUGUUUAUUCUGACUGCUGUCGUGUGUAUGACCUUGCCUGCUUAUCCUGGCCAUUGUUUCCUCGGAUCACCCUUGUAUUCUGGUAACCUGAUUGGAUUGAUGCUUGUGUUACCGUCUUUGCUCUCUGGAAAUCCCUUGAACCUGUUUGCCGAUCUGACUUCCUUACUGUUAACAAACUUCUGCCUGUUGUAUCCGACUAUUCUCUUUUGGAUUGUCCCAAUAAACUUCGACACAUGGUUUCA